GUGGUGUCCACGACGAUGACCAGAGCGGGUGUUGGGUGCAGUCCCAGCAGACGGCUGAAGGUUGUAUCUCCCACACCUCCACGCAUCAGAUUUAUGUAAUACUCACUCGCCUGUAAGACGGGGGUAGUGAGCGUGAGCGUCAGUGCUGAUGGUGGCGGUAGCGGGUAGCGACCAGAACUCUCCGCAAUCACUCUGUGGGUGGUGACCAGCUAUAGAGUUGUGUUGCAACGCUAAGAACGUCAACAAGUCUUCAUGCUGCUCUGAAGUUCACGAGCAGCCUGGCAAAUCCAGCAGCGAUGAUUAAGUCUUAUUUUGUGGAGGCAGCUGUUAUAACGUUGCUGAUGGGCACUGCUGUGUUGGCUGAAGAAUUUAUGGUACAGGGUGUUGCUCGUAACCUGACCGUCCGUCAGGAAGGGGAGGAGGAGCUGGAGCAGUUAAUGGAUCUUCUGGCAAUCCAGUACUCACGCACGUGCCUAAUGGUGGAAGUGGGUGAUACAGGGUUCUUUGACAGUUACUGGGGAAAGCCCCGCAUCGUCAUCAACUCUAACAGCAGCCAAGCCAAGAGUACUGUCGAGUUCAUCAACGAGUACACUCAAAGGGUGACAACGCACGCGUGUGUGACGUAUUUGAUAAAACAUCUGCCGGGAACCGAGCUGUUUUCUGUCAUCACUGAUGUCUCUAAAAAACAAACGAGUCGCUAUUUCAUUGCCCAUGCUACCAGCGUCUUAAAAGCUCACGAAUUUCUCUUGGACGUCCGUUUAAGCAAGGAAGAACACGUGGCAGCCCUGGUGAAGGAGGAGGACCACAGAGGAUCAUUUUGGCAAGUGCUCACUCGCCAACUACUUCAUCCAUCAGGCUCACCGCACGUCCUGCACGCGAACGAGUGGUCGAAAGAUAAAGGUUUCUACAACACAGACGAACUUUUUCCUGAGCAGAUGGGUAACUUUUAUGGGAUGAAGCUCAUUGGCGUUACUCUCGACUUCCGGCCCUUCACAGAUUGGAAAAUUCCUGGCUCCAGGAGGGUAAAUCCCAAGCCAUCGCUCGACGUCUUCAUCCUGAACGAAAUCGCAAAAAGACUUAAUUUCACAUACGACUUAAUCAUGCCGGAAGAUGGCCUCUGGGGUGUCCUCAAAGACAACGGACACUGGGUUGGUGUGGUCGGGGAUGUGGAGUUCGGGCGAGCCAACUUCUCAUUGGUGUUGUCGGUGACACUGGAGCGACGGAUGAGCGUGGACUUCACCCGCAGCUACUACCUCGACCCUCUCACCUUCGUUACCGCCAAAAAGCGUCCCCAGCCGCCCUGGCUCAAGCUCAUCACCCCCUUCAGUGGACAGGUGUGGGUGGCAUCACUGAUGUCUGUGGUGGUGGCCACGGUGCUCUACCACUUCGUCUUCAGAACACAGGGCACCUUCGGUUUCACUACGCUGACUCCCUCCGGAGCCUUUAUAUACGUUUUCGGUUCCUUCCUCAGUCAACCGCUUCCCAGUAUGCCUUGGUUUUCUGCUGGUAAGGUUUUACUGGGCUUCUGGCUAGUGUACGCCUUCCUGCUGACCACCUACUACAAGACCUCGCUGACGGCGGCCCUGGCGGUGCCUUCGACUCCCCCCACCAUCGACACACUCGACCAGCUCCUCCACUCGGAUCUCAAGUUCGGCAUGAUCGACGCAAAGGGUUCGCAGUACCAUCUUCUCCAUGUCCAACGUCUCGUCACAGAAAUCUUUAACGUAUGGGCUUCAACUUUUCCUCGGAGGAACGGGUGGGGGUCCAAGGUACCUUAUUACUUCUUUGUACUCAGAGAUCAUCAGCACGUUACUCUCAAUGGCCGAGACUCUUAUCACUUUGCCACCGAAGAGUUUUUUCCUGGAGGAUACGGUUGGGCGUUCCCCAAGGGAGCUCUUUACCGGAGAACAUUUGACAACAUCAUGUGGCGAUGCGUCCAGGCUGGCCUGAUAAACAAGUGGCUGAAGGACUUGUAUGCUGUAUACCUGGAAGAGAACAUGGAGCAGCAGACGCCGGAGGAGAGGAAGCAGCUGGAAGCUGUUGCCCAGGCCCCGCGAGAUAAUGACGGUCGGGUGGUGCUGAGUUUGAACCAUCUACAGGGACCCUUCCUCAUCCUGCUCUUGGGAAGUGCCUUGGGGGUUCUUUUCCUCCUCUCAGAGUGUGUCAUCGACAGAUUCCUUUGCACAGUAACCUUCAGCCAAGUUGUCCCACAACCUCUCAAGACACCAAUACUCAGUAAACCAGAGCUUCAUCGCACGUCUUCAUUGUAAUUUACGAGUGAACACUGAUAUCAUCAGGAGAAUUGUUAGAAACGCCCCCCCCCCAAAAAAGUUUAUUGUUUAUCCUGUCAGCAGUGUAGCAUUUUGUGUAUCCUAGAUAAUGACGGGCAAUCGGUUAAAAAAAGUAGCUAAUAAACUUUCGACCUCUGUCAAAGAUUUAAUAUAAAGCCAAGAAAAAUGACAACAGUCUUUAGUGAGGGAAUUUGUACCAUAGCUUGUGGAUUGUGCAAUAAGAAAUAGGUAGGCAAACAGCAAAAAUCUCCAGAGUACGUAAACACGCAUGAGUGUAACCGCGAUGACUUAAUGUUUGUGUCUAACACAAGAACGUAAAUGGAAGAAUUAGAGAAGACAAGUUAUUUGUCGCCCCCCCCCCAAGAAAAAAAAAAUUGCCAGCAUAAGUGUUUAGAGGCUGCCCUGACAACAGUCACC
Molecule: messenger RNA, 2708 nt
Organism: Cherax quadricarinatus
Lineage: Eukaryota; Metazoa; Arthropoda; Malacostraca; Decapoda; Parastacidae
Product: glutamate receptor U1-like
Cellular component (GO): membrane
Molecular function (GO): ligand-gated monoatomic ion channel activity
Source: RefSeq, a predicted model, not a curated record